Branchiostoma belcheri (Belcher's lancelet) is the source of this 964-nucleotide messenger RNA. RefSeq names its product protein FAM204A-like. The coding region runs from base 140 to 778 and encodes 212 amino acids. The record is from RefSeq and is a predicted model, not a curated record. Lineage: Eukaryota; Metazoa; Chordata; Leptocardii; Amphioxiformes; Branchiostomatidae. The transcript has a single exon.
UUCAGUGUAAGGUGACUAAGUUCACAUGUUAAUUUGAGUGCCACUAAACAUCUCUUUGGGUUUGUAUAUUUGUAUAUUUCUUAUAACAAUCAAGUAUUGUUUAAUUAAGCAAUAGUUGUACAAGUGCACAGGUGUGGGUAUGGAGGGGGUGUUACCAGCAGAUCUACUUGCUGUAGCUAGCGACAUUUCAAGCGAUGAGGUGGAAUCAGAUGAGAGCAGUGACUCCUCAGAUGCAGAGAGUCCACAGGACAAACCGACCAACGAGAAAACAGCUGACCAAGUCCGUUCAGAGAGGUGGAAGAAGUUUAGCCAAAUAGACAGCGAGAGAGUGGCUGUUGUGAAGAAAAUGAAACGGCGGCGUGGUGGCAGACGUCACCGAAAGCGCCAGAAGACUGCUACACCUCACAGUGAUGCACAGUCAUAUAACAGCGUACCACCUCCAACCUGCGAACCCAAACCUGACCCACUCCAGCCCCUGAAGCCCUACAUGGACCUCCCCAAACCACCGCAAAGCAGCGGGGCGACUCCUGUGCCCAAGAGCGGCCUGGAAGAAAAGAUUGAGCAGGCGAUUGCAGAUGGGAAGAUUGGCGAGGCAGAAGAACUGAAUGAGAAGCUUGCGGAACGGGAGAUGGCAGUACGUAUCACCGAGGCGGUACGGGCGCGCGAGUGGAAGGAAGACAAGGACGUGGAUGUCAAGAAACGCGGGCACAAAAAGAAGAAGCAGCUGGGUUGGAUGUUUGAAGCCAAACAGAGAUGGGAGACCAAGGGCAACAUGUAGUCUUGUUUAUACAGCUUGGUUAUAUGAUGUUAACAUCAUGAAGUGAUCAUGUAGUGGUGAAGUAUGUAUUUGAAUAUGAUUAAUUUUGUGUGUUUAGUAAAUAAACUUAUCACAAACUAUAAAUUACAAAGUGCUCUAUGUGGAACUUACUGUAUUUUUUUACUACAUCAUAUGCAUAGCGUAAAC